AUGGAAGAGAGAGUUGGUCAGCAAGAGCAGGAGAGAUCCAACCUCCGUCUGGAAAAGCUACAGCACUGGGCGAGACACAGGCAGAGUGGGCACCUCUUGGUGCUGGCGGUAAGUCAGCUAUGGCUGGCAGUGGCUGUCGUGCCCUUUGCUGUCUCAGUCGCCUGCCUGAACUCUGCUUGUCACAUGGCCACAGCGCUGCCUCUUGGGCCUGGAGCCUCAGGUUUCCUCACUGGGAUUGUCACCCUUGAGCUUCGCAGGGCACCCCGCCUCUGGAAGGUGCGGGCCAUGAUGAUAUUCAACACUUUCAACUUGAUCUUGGGUUUCAUCGUGGUGGUGGUGGAGGUGAUGAAGACAGCCUUGGGAUCUGCCCCAACUGCCCCUUCCCAGCUGGUUGGCCUGCUGGUUCUGGAACUCAGCACGGAGGCCUUCACCCUAGGAGGAGUGCUGGUCUCAGCGCAGGCCCUAUUCUUGCUGAGCCAGAGGAAGCCAGGAUGCUGCAGGAGCCAGAAUCUGCACUACCAGGAGCUGCAGGAGGGACUCUCUGAGUUGGAGGAGGUUCCUGGUUUGGAGGAGGUUCCUGGUUUGGAGAACGGUCCCAUGGUGGCCAGCACAGGCAACAGAACAAAUGAGCAAGCAGGCCAAGGGGAGCAGGCAGGUGCUGCUCUCCUUCCACCCUGA
Messenger RNA from Carlito syrichta (Philippine tarsier), 678 nucleotides. RefSeq names its product transmembrane protein 253 (gene TMEM253). The transcript is spliced from 6 exons. The record is from RefSeq and is a predicted model, not a curated record. Lineage: Eukaryota; Metazoa; Chordata; Mammalia; Primates; Tarsiidae. Bases 1 to 678 code for a protein of 225 amino acids.